AAAUAUGAAAUGACUGUAACUGUAAACUUCAUUAGCGUGGGCUGCCAUGAUGCUUUCUGCAGCAUCGUGUUACUGUCAGUUGGCUUUUUUUUGCUACGUGAGUUCUUUCCCUAAACCUUUCUGUGUAGUGACCACGUAUACAGCAUCUUAACCCCAAAGUGUUACGUUUUAUCUUGGAGGGGGAAGACUCUUGCUGUCAUACCAGCAAAAAUAGGGAGUUACCUAGAUGAAAGGACUAAAAAAAGAGCAAGCUUACCAGCGCUGCUUAAAAGGAAUCCAAACCUUGUUUGAAGGUAGAAUGCAGUAUAUACUUUAUUUGGCAGUGCUUCAUUACAUGACUUAAAAUUAUGCAAGACUUUAGCUCUUGUUUUGUUUUAAACCCCCAGGGUGCUGAUUGAGAACAGGAUCGAUUUUUCUUUCUUCCUAAUUUAUUCAGUUUUUUAGUAUUUCAGCUAACAUUUCUCUGGAGCUCAACAUAAGACGUGGGGGGAAGGCCGACUUUAAUUUAUUUUGGAUUAGGAUUCCCAUGACAUGUGAACUAGAAGAUAAUCUGAAAUCGAAGGUCUCUUUAUUUUGAAGUGACAGUCUUUAUCAAAAUGGUUGGAAAACUCAAACAGAACUUGCUAUUGGCGUGUCUGGUGAUCAGUUCGGUGACGGUGUUUUAUUUGGGCCAACACGCCAUGGAGUGUCACCACCGGAUAGAAGAACGCAGCCAGCCCGUGAGGAUUGAAAGUGUGAGAAGCACAGUAAGAACUGCUGCCAAUGUAAAUGCAAACAAAACCUUUGCUUACAACAAAGACAUGCCUUUAAUAUUUAUUGGAGGAGUACCUCGAAGCGGCACUACCUUAAUGCGUGCCAUGCUUGAUGCCCAUCCGGAUAUUCGAUGUGGAGAAGAGACCAGGGUAAUCCCCCGAAUUCUGGCAGUUAAGCAGAUGUGGGCUAGAUCAAGCAAAGAGAAGAUCCGACUGGAUGAAGCUGGAGUCACAGAUGAGGUUCUGGACUCAGCCAUGCAGGCGUUUUUAUUGGAAAUCAUUGUGAAACAUGGGGAGCCUGCUCCGUAUUUGUGUAACAAAGAUCCUUUUGCUUUAAAGUCCUUAACUUAUCUUGCUAGAAUUUUCCCCAAUGCCAAAUUCCUUCUCAUGGUACGAGAUGGUCGUGCAUCUGUGCAUUCCAUGAUAUCUAGAAAAGUCACAAUAGCUGGGUUUGACCUUAACAGCUACAGAGACUGCUUGACCAAGUGGAAUCGUGCUAUAGAAACUAUGUAUAACCAGUGUAUGGAGGUCGGUUUUGAAAGGUGUAUGCUGGUACAUUAUGAACAACUCGUAUUGCAUCCUGAAAGAUGGAUGAGAACUCUCUUAAAAUUUCUUCGCAUCCCAUGGAACCAAGCGGUGCUGCACCAUGAAGAAAUGAUUGGAAAAGCGGGGGGCGUUUCUCUUUCAAAGGUUGAAAGAUCUACUGACCAAGUCAUCAAGCCAGUCAAUGUGGAAGCACUAUCAAAAUGGGUUGGGAAGAUACCUGCUGAUGUUUUGCAAGACAUGCCCGUGAUUGCACCCAUGCUAGCAAAACUGGGCUAUGAUCCAUAUGCCAAUCCACCAAAUUAUGGAAAGCCAGAUCAAAAAGUUGUGGAAAACACAAGGAGGGUCUACAAAGGUGAAUUUCAGCUUCCGGACUUUCUUAAAGAAGUGCCACAGCCAAAGAAGACAAUAGAAAGGAAGUCUCGUGGCAAGAUAAAAUGAACAUGGAUCAGUAAAGUCGAAUAGCCGUAGUACUGAACCUAUGGAAUAGAAGAUGCGAUGGAUAUUUCUUGCACAGAAGACUGCUGCCUUUUCGAUGGAAACGAUCUUAUAGGGACUGUCCCGCUGAGAUGAGUGAGGUUACUGCUCAUGGCCUCCUUUUUUCAGAAUUUUCUCCCCCAUUUCUUUCAUACUGUUUUUCUUCCAAAUGUUGCUGUUGUGAGCGCAUGUAAACCUGUUUAAAAAAAAAAAAAAAGAAAUCACUGAUGUUACUGUAGAACCGUAUUACAUUCGCACAACUAUUUUUUUUAAGGUUUUAAAAAGUGCAAAGUAAUGCCUGUCUCCAAAAUUGCUAUUCUGUCUUAAUUACAAAACUCCAUCUUCAAGGGAUUUUUUUUUUCUUUCCUGUAGCAGUUUGGUUUUAAAUGUAUGAAGCUUCCAAAAGAGUGGUCUGUGUUGUCCUACAAGAUUUUUGGUGGAACAGUUGUUUGUUUUAUUCACAUGUGGAAAUUGUUAAAUAUCUUUUAUUUAAAAAAAAAAGUUGAUAAAUUACAUGUACAAUUACAAUUCAAUGAUCUUUUGUAUUUUAUUUUUCAAAAUAAAUGCUUUAAAUGUGA
Calidris pugnax (ruff) is the source of this 2350-nucleotide messenger RNA. RefSeq names its product tyrosylprotein sulfotransferase 1 (gene TPST1). Gene Ontology annotation, biological process: peptidyl-tyrosine sulfation. The record is from RefSeq and is a predicted model, not a curated record. Bases 597 to 1736 code for a protein of 379 amino acids. Lineage: Eukaryota; Metazoa; Chordata; Aves; Charadriiformes; Scolopacidae. Gene Ontology annotation, molecular function: protein-tyrosine sulfotransferase activity. The transcript has 7 exons. Gene Ontology annotation, cellular component: Golgi apparatus.